Sceloporus undulatus (fence lizard) is the source of this 6621-nucleotide messenger RNA. RefSeq names its product DS cell adhesion molecule like 1 (gene DSCAML1). Gene Ontology annotation, cellular component: axon; plasma membrane. The coding region runs from base 393 to 6203 and encodes 1936 amino acids. Lineage: Eukaryota; Metazoa; Chordata; Lepidosauria; Squamata; Phrynosomatidae. The record is from RefSeq and is a predicted model, not a curated record. Gene Ontology annotation, biological process: axon guidance; homophilic cell-cell adhesion; dendrite self-avoidance. The transcript has 32 exons. Gene Ontology annotation, molecular function: cell-cell adhesion mediator activity.
UCCAUCAUCUCUCUGUGUGUCUCUCUCUAGCACAAACGGAAGAUGUUGGCACCAGCCUCUACUUUGUGAACGACUCCAUCCAGCAGGUGACCUUCUCCAGCACUGUGGGGGUGGUGAUCCCCUGUCCUGCCGCCGGGUCCCCUAGCGCCACACUUCGCUGGUACCUCGCCACUGGGGAUGACAUCUAUGAUGUCCCGCAUAUUCGCCACGUCCACGCCAAUGGGACACUGCAGCUCUACCCCUUCUCGCCAUCUGCCUUCAAUAGCUUUAUCCACGACAACGACUAUUUCUGUACUGCAGAGAAUUCUGCAGGCAAAAUCAGGAGCCCAAAUAUCCGGGUCAAAGCAGUUUUCAGGGAACCUUACACCGUCCGGGUGGAGGAUCAAAGGUCGAUGCGUGGAAAUGUGGCUGUCUUCAAGUGCCUCAUCCCUUCUUCAGUGCAAGAAUAUGUCAGCGUUGUGUCCUGGGAGAAAGACACAGUUUCUAUUAUUUCUGAAAAUAGGUUUUUCAUUACUUUCUAUGGUGGGUUGUACAUAUCGGACGUCCAGAAGGAAGAUGCCUUGUCCACCUACAGGUGUAUCACUAAACACAAGUACAGCGGCGAGACCCGGCAAAGCAAUGGCGCCCGGCUGUCUGUCUCAGACUCUGCAGAAUCCAUCCCGGCCAUCCUAGAUGGCUUCCAGUCCCGGGAGGCCAAGGCCGGUCAACUGGUGGAGCUGCCCUGCAUCGCCUCCGGCUACCCCAACCCAGCCAUCCGAUGGAUCAAGGACGGCCGGCCACUGCCUGCUGACAGCAGGUGGACCAAACGCCUGACCGGGCUGACAAUCGGCGACCUGCGAGUGGAGGACAGCGGGCUGUACAUCUGUGAAGUCACAAACACCUUUGGCUCAGCUGAGGUCACCGGGACCCUCACGGUGAUAGAUCCACUGCACGUCACUCUCACGCCAAAGAAGCUGAAGACGGGCAUCGGGAGCACAGUCAUCCUCUCCUGUGCCCUGUCGGGCUCCCCAGAGUACGCCGUCCGCUGGUACCGCAACACGGAGUUGGUUGUGCCGGACGACUUCAUCUCCCUCCGGGGCAUCAACAAUGAGACACUGCUCAUCACUGCCGCCCAGAAGAGCCAUUCGGGUGCCUACCAGUGCUUUGCCACCCGGAAGGCCCAGACGGCCCAGGACUUUGCCACCAUUGUGCUGGAGGACGGGACCCCCAGGAUUGUCUCGUCCUUCAGUGAGAAGGUAGUGAACCCGGGGGAGCAGUUCUCCCUGAUGUGUGCAGCCAAGGGGGCCCCCCCUCCCACCAUCACCUGGGCCCUGGAUGAUGAACCCAUCCAGCGCGACGGCAGCCACCGCACCAACCAGUACACUAUGUCCGACGGCACCACGGUCAGCCACAUGAACGUCACCAGCCCCCAGAUCAAGGAUGGAGGUGUCUACAGGUGCGCUGCACGGAACUCAGUGGGCAGCGCCGAAUACCAAGCGCGAAUAAACGUAAGAGGCCCCCCUAGCAUCCGUGGGAUGAAGAACAUCACAGCCGUGGCCGGAAGGGACUCCUUCAUCAACUGCCGGGUGAUCGGCUACCCCUAUUACUCUAUCAAAUGGUACAAGGACUCCCUCCUGCUGCCGGACAACCACCGCCAGGUGGUCUUUGAAAAUGGGACACUCAAGCUAAUGGAUGUUCAGAAGGGGAUGGACGAAGGGGAGUACCUGUGCAGUGUCCUCAUCCAGCCGCAGCUGUCCAUCAGCCAGAGCGUCCAUGUCACUGUGAAAGUGCCUCCGCUCAUCCAGCCCUUUGAGUUUCCACCGGCCUCCAUUGGGCAGCUCCUCUACAUCCCAUGUGUGGUCUCCUCCGGUGACAUGCCAAUCCGCAUCACCUGGAGGAAGGACGGGCAGGUGAUUAUCUCUGGCUCGGGUGUCACCAUCGAGAGCAAGGAGUUCAUGAGUUCCCUGCAGAUCUCCAGUGUCUCCCUCAAGCACAAUGGCAACUACACCUGCAUCGCCACCAAUGAUGCCGCCACUGUCAGCCGCGAGCGGCAGCUCAUCGUGCGAGUCCCUCCUCGCUUCGUUGUCCAGCCCAACAACCAGGAUGGGAUCUAUGGGAAGGCAGGGGUCCUGAACUGCUCAGUGGAUGGCUACCCCCCACCCAAGGUCAUGUGGAAGCAUGCUAAAGGAAGUGGGAACCCCCAGCAGUACCACCCUGUCCCCCUCACUGGCCGCAUCCAGAUCCUGCCCAACAGCUCCCUUCUCAUCCGGCACGUCUUGGAGGAGGACAUCGGCUAUUACCUCUGCCAGGCCAGCAACGGGGUCGGGACGGACAUCAGCAAGUCCAUGUUCCUCACCGUGAAGAUCCCGGCCAUGAUCACCUCCCACCCCAACACCACCAUCGCCAUCAAGGGCCAGGCCAAGGAGCUGAACUGCACGGCCCGCGGGGAGCGUCCCAUCAUCAUCCGCUGGGAGAAGGGGGACACCGUCAUUGACCCCGACCGCAACAUCCGCUACGCCAUCGCCACCAAGGACAAUGGCGAUGAGGUCAUCUCCACCCUUAAACUCAAGCCAGCUGACCGCGGGGACUCUGUUUUCUUCUCCUGUCAUGCGAUCAACUCUUACGGGGAGGACAGAGGACUCAUUCAGCUCACUGUCCAAGAGCCGCCGGACCCUCCGGAGCUGGAAAUCCGAGAAGUGAAAGCUCGCAGCAUGAAUCUACGCUGGACUCAGAGGUUCGAUGGCAAUAGCAUCAUCACUGGCUUUGACAUCGAGUACAAAAACAAGUCUGAUUCCUGGGAUUUUAAGCAGUCGACCCGCAACAUCUCCCCGACCAUCAACCAAGCCAACAUCGUGGACCUCCACCCGGCCUCCGUGUACAGCAUCCGCAUGUACUCCUUCAACAAGAUUGGCCGCAGCGAGCCCAGCAAGGAGCUGACCAUCAGCACGGAGGAAGCAGCUCCUGACGGAGCGCCCAUGGAGGUCACCUUGCUGCCAAUGACAUCCCAGAGCAUCCAGGUCACCUGGAAGGCACCAAAGAAGGAGCUCCAGAACGGGGUCAUCCGGGGCUACCAAAUUGGCUACCGGGAGAACAGCCCUGGGAGCAACGGGCAAUACAGCAUCGUGGAGAUGAAGGCCACAGGUGACAGCGAGGUCUACACUCUUGACAACCUGAAGAAGUUUGCCCAGUACGGCGUGGUGGUGCAGGCUUUCAACCGGGCCGGCACUGGGCCCUCCUCCAGCGAGAUCAACGCCACCACCUUGGAAGAUGUGCCCAGCCAGCCUCCUGAGAAUGUGCGGGCCUUGUCCAUCACUUCCGACGUGUCCGUGAUCUCCUGGUCGGAGCCCCCCCGCAGCACCCUGAACGGCGUCCUCAAGGGUUACCGGGUCAUCUUCUGGUCUCUCUACAUGGAUGGGGAGUGGGGGGAGAUGCAGAACAUCACCACCACCCGCGAGCGGGCGGAGCUGCGUGGCCUGGAGAAGUUCACCAACUACAGCGUGCAGGUCCUGGCCUACACCCAGGCGGGCGACGGGGUGCGCAGCAACGUGCUCCACAUCCAGACCAAGGAGGACAUUCCAGGUCCUCCGGCUGGAAUAAAAGCGGUCCCAUCCUCGGCCAGCAGCGUGGUGGUCUCCUGGCUUCCCCCCACUAAGCCCAAUGGGAUCAUCCGGAAGUACACCAUCUUCUGCUCCAGCCCUGGCUCUGGGCAGCCGGCCCCCAGCGAGUAUGAAACAAGCCCCGAACAACUCUUCUACCGCAUUGCCCACCUUAACCGGGGGCAGCAGUACCUGCUGUGGGUGGCAGCAGUCACUUCUGCAGGACGAGGCAACCUCAGUGAAAAGGUCACCAUUGAGCCAGCUGGCAAAGCCCCAGCCAAGAUAAUUUCAUUUGGGGGCACAGUCACCACCCCAUGGAUGAAGGAUGUGCGCUUGCCCUGCAAUUCAGUUGGGGAGCCCACCCCAGCUGUGCGGUGGACCAAGGACAGUGACGACUCGGCCAUCCCUGUGGCCAUGGACGGACACCGCCAGAUCCAGGGCAAUGGCACCAUGACCCUGCGCUCUGUGAAGGCGGAGGACUCCGGCUACUACACCUGCACGGCCACCAAUACAUGGGGGUUUGACACCAUCAUUGUCAACCUGCUGGUGCAAGUGCCUCCAGACCAGCCACGGCUGACCGUGUCCAAGACCUCUGCGUCCUCUAUCACCUUGGCCUGGAUCCCUGGAGACAACGGUGGCAGCUCCAUCCGAGGCUUUGUGCUCCAGUACUCGGUGGACAACAGCGAGGAGUGGAAGGAUGUCUUCAUCACUUCCUCUGAGCGCUCCUUCAAGCUGGAGAGCCUGAAGUGCGGGACGUGGUACAAGGUAAAGCUGGCCGCCAAGAACAGCGUUGGGGCUGGGCGCAUCAGCGAGAUCAUCGAGGCCAAGACCCACGGCAGAGAGCCUUCCUUCAACAAGGACCAGCACCUGUUCACCCACAUUAACGCCACGCACGCCAGGCUGAACCUGCAAGGCUGGAACAGCGGGGGCUGCCCCAUUCUGGCCAUCAUCCUGGAGUACCGGCCAAAGGGCACCUGGGCAUGGCAAGGCUUGCGGGCCAACUACUCCAACGAAGUCUUCCUGACAGAGCUGAGGGAAGCCACAUGGUACGAGCUGCGCAUGAAGGCGUGCAACAGUGCCGGCUGCGGCAACGAGAGUGUGCAGUUUGCCACACUGGACUACGAUGGCAGCACCAUACCCCCCAUCAAGUCUGCCCAGGGGGAGGGGGAUGACGUCAAGAAGCUCUUCACCAUCGCCUGCCCGGUCAUCCUGGCCACACUGGGCGUUGCUCUGCUCUUUGUCAUCCGCAAGAAGCGGAAGGAGAAACGCCUGAAACGCCUGCGGGAUGCCAAGAGUUUGGCUGAAAUGCUCAUCAGUAAGAAUAACCGGAGUUUUGAUACGCCGGUGAAAGGGCCCCCGCAGGGCCCCCGGCUGCACAUCGAUAUCCCCCGUGUCCAGCUCCUGAUUGAGGACAAAGAAGGCAUCAAGCAGAUUGGAGACGACAAGGCCACCAUUCCCGUAACCGACACAGAAUUCAACCAGGCGGUCAACCCACAGAGCUUCUGCACAGGCGUUUCCCUGCACCACCCAGCCCUCAUCCAGAACACAGGCCCCCUUAUUGACAUGUCUGAUAUUCGUCCUGGGACCAAUCCUGUUUCCCGGAAAAGUGUGAAGUCUGCACACAGCACCAGGAACAGAUACUCCAGCCAGUGGACGCUCACCAAGUGCCAGGCCUCCACUCCUGCGCGCACCCUCACCUCCGACUGGAGGACCGUUGGGUCCCAGCAUGGCAUCACUGUGACGGAGAGCGACAGCUACAGUGCCAGCUUGUCCCAGGAUACAGACAAAGGACGAAACAGCAUGGUCUCCACCGAGAGCGCCUCCUCUACCUAUGAGGAGCUGGCACGCGCCUACGAACAUGCCAAACUUGAGGAACAGCUACAGCACGCCAAGUUUGAGAUCACUGAGUGCUUCAUCUCCGACAGCUCCUCUGACCAGAUGACCACAGGCACUAAUGAGAAUGCGGACAGCAUGACCUCCAUGAGCACCCCUUCUGAGCCCGGCAUCUGCCGCUUCACCGCUUCACCCCCCAAGCCGCAGGACAGUGACCGGGGCAAAGGGGUGGCAGUGCCCAUCCCUCACCGCGCAAACAAGAGCGAGUACUGCAACCUGCCCCUGUACAUGAAAUCUGAGACCUUCUUCCACAAGCCAGACCUCCAUGAGCCUUGCCCGGUGGUGCCGCCCCGCGAGGCCUCCAUCCGCAACCUGGCUCGCGCCUACCACACGCAGGCCGCUAGGCACCUGACGCUGGACUCCGGUGGUGCUGCUGGUGGUGGCAGCAAAGUCUUGGCAGUGCCCCACAUGAGUGCAGCCACAACCACCUUACCUCAGAGAACGCUCGCCAUGCCAGGCCCAGUGGGCACUGCUGCUCCCUCUGCCCCCACCGCCCCCACGGCCACCGCUGCUCCUGUGGCCACCGCCCCCAUUGCCACCUCUACUGCCCCCGUCUCUGCCCCCGUGGCGGCCACUGCACCCACUCCUGCACCCGUGACCGAGUCCUCACGCUUGCCCCCCCAAACCAAGAUGGGGGGCUCCAGAGACUCACUACUAGAGAUGAGCACGUCUGGCCUCGGCCGGUCUCAGAAGCCGGGAGCCGGCGCCUACUCGAAGUCCUACACGCUGGUGUAGCGGUGCACACAAGACAAGCAGACUGGCUCUUCUCCAUUAUUUAUAUUGAAAUAAAAGACACACUUGUAUAGAACGGACAUUUUUGUAUAAAUGAAACUAUUUUCUUCUCCUCCCAACAUGGAGGGGGAUGGAUCCUCCAGGAGAGCAAAGGCCCUGGGAACCUCUCUCCGCAGGGGCUUCUUCGCACUCUCUCUGGUCCCCAGCGUCUCGGCAGAGGACCCCGAGUUGAGGGCUCCUUCCUCCCCUUCCCUGACCAAGCGACCCUUUUGAAGAGACUUCUUGGAGUCACUGCAUGUUGUUUUACUGUUUGGAAAACCAUGGGACUCGGUUCAAUUUGCAUCUGCCUCUGUGUUAAUAUCUUUUUCUAUAAAAACAAAAAGCCAGCGCAGCGUGCAAUAAAAGUUAUGUUUCUAUAAUA